UGAAAUGUUUCAAAUGUAUCAAAAAUAUGCUAGUUUUAAUGGUUGGCAUUUUGAAUUACUGACAAUGAAUGAGAAUGACCUUGGAGGAUAUAGAAGUGCUAGUGCUAGCAUCAACGGUAAAGGAGUAUUUGGAACAUUAAAGUAUGAGAUUGGUGUCCAUAGAGUCCAGAGGAUACCAGCAACAGUAUCAAGGGACAGGAUGCACACUAGCACUAUAACAGUAGCCAUACUACCACUACCAACUGAAGUUCAAUCAAAUAUUAACGAAAAGGACCUUAAAAUAGAGACAUUUCGAGCGAGUGGUGCUGGAGGUCAGCAUGUGAAUACAACGGAUAGCGCUGUAAGGUUGACUCACAUACCGACUGGUAUAACAGUCAGCAUACAAGAUGAAAGGUCACAGCAUCGAAAUAAGUCGAAAGCUUUGAAGUUGUUAAAGGCUAGACUUUACGAGAAGGAGAGAAUGAGAGUGAAUGAUGAGAGAGCAAGACAGAGAAUGGAGCAGAUAGGAACUGGAGAAAGACACGAGAGAAUAAGAACAUAUAAUUUCUUACAAGACAGAAUUACUGAUCACAGGAUAGGCUACACAGUACACAGUGUGACUGACUUCAUGAGUGGAACUGAACUACUUCAUGAAAUGACUGAAGCAUUACAACAACACUCCAACAGACAAUCACUGCUGGAGCUAAUACAAAAUGAAUAGAUGUGUAAUUUAAAGUGUAAUCACAUCAAAUUUUUAAAGAUAA
Amphimedon queenslandica is the source of this 743-nucleotide messenger RNA. RefSeq names its product peptide chain release factor 1-like. Bases 5 to 700 code for a protein of 231 amino acids. The transcript has 8 exons. Gene Ontology annotation, biological process: translational termination. The record is from RefSeq and is a predicted model, not a curated record. Gene Ontology annotation, molecular function: translation release factor activity. NCBI's taxonomy places the organism in Eukaryota, Metazoa, Porifera, Demospongiae, Haplosclerida, Niphatidae.